AUGGACACCCCGAUACUACCAUCGCACCCUUCCAGUCAACGAAGUGGAUCGACGCGUGGGGUUACAAAACGGAGAGGAGUUUCGAGAGGAGGAGGGUCGAGCAGAGGGCAAGUGAAAGGGCGAGGUGGAGUCAAAUCAAGCACGGGCCGUCCAGACAAGCCCGUGACUUCUUGUGGACCUGAUGUCGGCAAAAAGAGAGAGAGAGAGGCAAGCGGUGACAGCGGUUACUCGAGCUCUGCGAAGAGGGCCAAGGGAGGACAGUUCAAGAUGCCGUUCAGCAACAAACCGGCUCAGGCCCAAUCCAGGGAUAGUGUACUCACUCCAGACGAGUCGUUGGCUUGUGUGAUGGCCUCCAUGCAGGAGCACCCUCCCCGUCAGUCAGAAAGCCCCCAUCACCCCAGACAGUCAUCUUCAUCCGUGUCUUCUUUGGCGUCUCUAUCCAACCCAAGCCUGGUGGAAAUGUCGUCUAACAAUGCAAUGAUCGACCCCCGCCUAGGAGCUGUUGAGCAGCCAUCUGGCCAGAGCAUGGGCCCACCACCACCUUACACCCCUGGCGCUGGCAACCCAGCCAAUCGAGGGCGUACAGUGGCCCUUGGGAUGCGCCCAACAACUCGUGCACCCUUGAAGAGCACUACCACUCAUGUACCCACUGUUGUGCCGUCCUCGCGUGCACCUUCUGUCGCUCCGGGUGCGACGCGUCCGGCGGUGUCGCGUGCACCUUCUGUCGCUCCAGGAACCUUUCCUCAGCCUAUGCGAAUCCCUCGUCAGAUCACAGAUCAAAUAAGCGGACACUCAGCUGACCUGAUCAGAAUCUCAGACAACGUCCAGCGGCUCAACAGCGACGUCCACGCGGGUCAGGAAACAUCUGCAGCUAUGUUGGCCAGAAUCAGCGCACUUGAAGAGGAGCUCAAAAUAUCGAAGGAACUCAACCGGGUGAUGAAGCUGAGACUCGACACGAUGGAAGACAAACUGCAGGGGGUCAAAGAUAAUGCCGACGUCUUGAAGGAUAAGGUCCCGAAGGGAUCGGCAGAAGGAUCUGAAAACGAACUGAUGAACAGCAUCAGAAAAUGCUUCCUCAAGAAGCUCGGUCUCAAUGAGGGCACAGAAAUCCACACGAAUGUGCCAUUACCCAACGGCGAGUUCAAGAAAGACAGUCGAAUCGUUCCGAAUUUCACCAAGUCAUUCACCGCCAACAAGUCGUGGCACACCAAGAUGAUCGACUACAUCAAUGAGAACCUCUGGCAACAUGUCAACGGAGGCAAGGAUACAUUGGCCGGCAAGUCCAAAAGUGAUUACACGAAGAAGUUGGGGUGUUCGUUCCGAAACUGGAAGAACUCAUACAUGGCUAAGCGGAAAGAAGGGGUUGCCGAGGGUCAGGUGGACGAGCAAGAGGAGUGGCUGCGAACACAGGAAAGUCGGCGAGGAGGUCGCAAAUGGCAGAAACGCACGAAACGGAACAAUGGCCGCAAAUAUUCCGCCAUCCUAAUGAAAUCAGACUUCGACAUCUUAGCAAGCGUUCAAAUCCACAGUGAAGAGGAAAGCAACGCACCUAGCAGCCCGCCUACUGUGCGGAACCAGAAUGGGAACAAGCGCGUUAUCGAUAGUGGCGAUGAAGGACCGGUUAAAGUGAAGCGUCAGCAAUACAAAGCAGAGGAUCCGUUGAAGGUUCGGAGGGCAACGUGGGAGUCUCAGGCGUUGAUAGCGCUCAAGAUCAAGGCGAGUCGCCUUGGUAAAUCCUCUAAAAGAAAAGGAAUUGCUCCGCAGCAUCGACUUCGUGGACAGCCACGUAAUGUCGAGCUCCCACGUCUUCCCAGCGGUAAGAAGAUCCCAGCUUGGGCUCUAUCCCAAACGUACAUCGACAACAACGAGCUUUUACCGACCGAUACAAGGAUCAAUUGGACUAAAAAUGAGUGCCCUGCCUUCUGGGAGCAAGGCGAUCCGUUUGAGGAGACGGAUACCCUUGAAAACGCUCCAGGUGUGGCCAACAACGAUGACUGGGGCGCUUACGAGGAUGUAGAGGAUGGCGAUGAGAACGAGUUGUACGCCCAGGAACAGUAUGACGAGGAGGAUCAGGAGGAAUAUCAAGGUGAAGAAGAUGACGAGGGUGAGGGCGAGGGUGAGGGCGAGCAGGAGCAGCAGGAUGAGGAUGAGGAUGAGGGCGAGGGCGAGCAGGAGCAGCAGGAUGAGGAUGAGGACGAGCAAGAAGGCGAGGACGAAGGCGAAGAGAUGUACGACGAAGAAGAACACAAUGGCAUCGGCAACGAGACCAAGGCUGAACUGGCCACGAAAGUGACUAGAAGCUCCGUAGCGCAAGGAGUGAAGCCAAAUGUGGGGAUACGAGAGUACUCGACCGUCAAACACCACCCCAUCGCCACUGAGGUCUGUGAAAGGGUGAAUAUCAGCCUCAUAUUCCCAUACCUUCCGGAGAUAGAGGUAGACAAUGUCAUAGAGAGAGGGAUCGAGUUUGGAAAGGUUUUCUUUCUUCGGGAAGGACGACAAUACGAGUCCAUCAACGUCGUCAUUUGGCUGCUUCCGUUUGCCGUUUCUGUUCCGCUGGACUUGCAGACUCUGAGUGAGAAGCUGGAUAGAGUCGUCAUCCUCGGGUGA
Coniophora puteana RWD-64-598 SS2 is the source of this 2607-nucleotide messenger RNA. RefSeq lists its product as uncharacterized. The record is from RefSeq and is a predicted model, not a curated record. Lineage: Eukaryota; Fungi; Basidiomycota; Agaricomycetes; Boletales; Coniophoraceae. The transcript has 4 exons. The coding region runs from base 1 to 2607 and encodes 868 amino acids.